GUAACGAAGAAGAAAAAGAAAGAUGCCGUGCUCGUGAACUGUCCUGGCCAAUCUUCUUUUGUGGAUCACGCACAGCGGCUGAGGUCUGAGGUAGAAGAAGGAGGAGGAGGAGGAACCGAAUAAACGACAGAUACAACAGGACAACAGCACAACGAUGGCCAGCACGCCCAACACUCCUAGCGCACCCACUACGCCCAACACUACAACCGCGUACUACGGCAGCUAUUCCUCUGAAAAACGGUUGUACAUGAUUCCCCGAAGACCUGGAGGUCAGCGUGGCACCUGGUGUAUCAUCCUGGGCAUAUUCAUGUUUGCCGUAAUUAUAAUCUUCAUGGUGAACCUGUCUGUGUCAUUAACGAGUCGAGCACGAGAAGACGUCUGCGCCCGUGCCACAGUCUCUAGUGGCCGACUUCAAGGCACUGUCGUCGAAGUGAUGAACGGAAGUGGCGUCGUGGCCUUCUAUGGCGUCCCAUACGCAGAAAACCCGAGCGGUGAGAGGCGCUUCAAGAAACCAAAUUGUCUGUCCGCAAUGGAAGGUGUCUUUGACGCCACUUACAAAAGGCCUCCUUGCCGACAACCUCGCUUCGUCCUGGGUCCUUCAUUCACCAUCGACAAUUCCAACAGCACUGAAGACUGUCUUCAUCUGAAUAUUUGGAUCCCGACUUCUUGCGUAUCAGAAGGGAGAAAUUACAGCGUUGUCUUCUUCGUUCAUGGAGGUGAUUAUAUCAACGGAGGGAACAGCUACUAUUUCUACGACGGUCGGUACCUCUCCAGCCUUGGCGAUGUUAUCGUUAUCGUGCCCAACUACCGCCUAGGUGUCUUCGGCUUUCUGAACGCUGAAGUCCCCGACGCGUAUGGCAACAUGGGUAUUCAAGACUUGGCUCUGGCUCUGCGAUGGGUCACUGACAACUGCCAGUACUUCGGAGGUAAUCCGAACAGAGUGACGUUGAUCGGUCAGGGUUCCGGCGCUGCGGCCGUGGCAGCACUAUGGAGCAGCCCUACCAUGCCGCAAUAUCAAAUUUGGAGGGUGAUUCUGAUGAGUGGUUCAAACUACGCUCCACUGCCCGAGAAUUACGGCAAAAAAGCCGAGGGAAACUUCCAAAAAUUCUCCAAGGCAGCCGGCUGUAAGCGUGGACAGGUUGAAAAGAAACUCCAGUGUCUGCGGUCCAAAAGCGGUUCUGCUAUUCUGGAAGCUCAGGCUAAAGCUAGGAUCCGGUUCACGCCCUCAUUUUACGACCAAGUCUCAGCUGAGCACCCGACAGAUUCCAUGGAACGCUAUUUGGACGUUCAGGACAAGAGUGUUAUCCUGUCCGUGACUGAAAGCGAAGGCGACGCAUUCUUCUACAACAUGUUUGGGAAGAUCAUUCGACAAAAGGCAACUAUUACGAACGAGACCAUCGAAGCAGUAUUCUCUAAGCGUCUGGGAAUGCCCACAGAGUUUGUGGACUUGCUCAUCAGCCUCUCGAGCUACUAUCCGUAUUCGCAUAGUUACCGAGGCUGGAGAGACUUGAUAGGUGAUGCUCUCUUCUACUGUCCGGUGCUGCGUUACGCCAAGAUGUUCCACGGGCUGUCAGUCUAUAGUCCUGCCUUCUUGUUCAUGUUCGCCGUUAAGCCCUCCUUCAGCCACACGCCUGGAGAAUACGCGACACAUAAUGAUGACGUCCUGAUGCUUUUUGGAGUUCCUUUCAUGUUUCCCCACAUGGCGACUGACAUGGAGAGGUCAACGUCGAUGAGGUACAUACAGACCUUCACCGGCUUCGUCAAAAGAACGGGUGUCGAAUUGUCUUGGCCCGUGUACUAUUCGGAAACUACUGCCCAUACAAAGCUGACCCAUUCUGGACUAUACUGGGCUCCACAAAAGUCUUGCAGAGCCCUGUCUUUAUAUUACGCCAAGCUGUGACAUCACCAGCACUCUACUACAGCAGGGCGUUUGGUUGGUCCCGUCGCAAAGGAACUCUUCUUCAAAUGUCAGCCUUUACGAAAAAGACUUACUAUUGUAUGUGUCUGUGGUUGUUACGACUACGCUGUCAGUCUCUAUCACACCACAUUAAAUUUACAUAACGGGA
Messenger RNA from Ornithodoros turicata, 2066 nucleotides. RefSeq names its product acetylcholinesterase-1-like. Gene Ontology annotation, biological process: choline metabolic process; acetylcholine catabolic process. The transcript has 3 exons. Lineage: Eukaryota; Metazoa; Arthropoda; Arachnida; Ixodida; Argasidae. Gene Ontology annotation, cellular component: plasma membrane. Gene Ontology annotation, molecular function: acetylcholinesterase activity. The record is from RefSeq and is a predicted model, not a curated record. Bases 155 to 1900 code for a protein of 581 amino acids.